Messenger RNA from Fusarium sp. VM40, 834 nucleotides. NCBI's taxonomy places the organism in Eukaryota, Fungi, Ascomycota, Sordariomycetes, Hypocreales, Nectriaceae. The record is from the annotation of a GenBank genome assembly.
AUGACGGGCAAGCCGGUUUACAAACCUGAUGAGAUUCGCUUUGCUCUGGACCUCAUGGUUCAGGAUCUCUUCAACGAAGAGAUCUCACUGGCUUUUCAGGAACGAUUCAACCGUGAGUUGACGGAUAACCAGAUUCGAUAUUUGCGAAAUAAGUAUGGGAAGGAUCCUGACUAUGGAUCUCCCCUGGUUAACAGGCCCGCCAACAAGAAACUGAAGCGAAGAAGAGCAGCUCUUGCGGUAGCUUCUUCUGCCUCGCCUCCCUCUGAAGACUCACCACGAUCUUUCAAGCGAACACGCCGAGAACGGUCAGAAACAUUGGCCGGGCCUUUGUACAAUCCCCCGAAGCAACUAGAAGCCUACUCGCAGAGUCCACCUCCUAAGUCUGAAGAUAAGACAUUCAAGCCUGGAGACAAAGCUUUAAAAUCCGAAGAUACAAAGUCUCCCUCACUUUCUUCUGCUCCUCCAUUCCAAGCAACACCACCGACACAAACUCAACUCUCCGAUCUCCGUUCACCAACUGUAGACUCCUAUUCACCCACCUCAGCGCCACCUGGAUUCUCUGCCAACUUAUGGCAGACACAGUUAAGGGCAACUUCCAACACAAACUUCACUCCUAUCAACACCCAGUUUCACCAACACGACACCAAAGCUCAAGGCAAAGGAAGCCCCGAUGGCAAGCCUACCGUGCCAAACCAGACAACCCUACAUAACUCUUACACCCAUCCUUCCUACGAUGCCUCUUCAAACCAGAAGCCAUCAUACUACCCACAAGUACACAGCAACAUGUCUGUACCUGCUCACCAGCAAAGCGUAGGCGUUCAGAGCGGAUUAUAG